AUCAGCUUGACCUCUUACCACGAUCCCGAAUUCAAAAGAAUUGCGAUUUCAUGGCUACAGAUUUCUGGGCAAGUUCACACUAUAAUUCCUUAGUCAACGAUGGAUAGUUGACCGAACUACACUUCGUCAAGCAAGAGUAGACGAUUUAUUGUACGUCGGCGAUGCCGAAUAUCUCGAUUUCUUGAAUAUCUACUUCGCAAAUGUCAUCUCAAAGCUCGGGAAAAAGCUUAACCUUCGUCAAAGAGUCGUCGCAACCGCGACGGUGUUCUUCCGAAGAUUCUACCUGAAAAGUUCAUACUGCGAGACAGAUCCAUUCCUGGUCAUCGCAGCGUGUUGCUAUGUCGCAGCAAAGACAGAAGAAUCCCCUGUACAUAUCAAGAACGUUGUCACCGAGUCAAGAAGCCUGUUCAGUCAACAAUAUGGAAUCAAAAACUUUCCAUCGGACAAUACGAGCACUUUGCAAGAAAGAAGUCAAUGAUGGGUCUGGGAAUAUGUCUUUUCAAGAAGUUGAAGUAGGAGAGGUUGGAGUCGGAAUUCCUACUGAUGAGGGACCUCGUUAUUGGGGUUCAGACGAGGCGAAACUGGAGUUAUCAGAGGGUGCUCUUCAAACUGCUUGGUUCAUAAUCAACGACACGUAUCGUUCGGAACUGUGCCUAAUACAUCCUCCUCAUCUCAUAGCAAUCGCAGCUAUCUAUCUAACAAUGAUUCUCCACGGCCCAACUCAAGCAACCAUCUCCCACCUCCUUCCAUCAUUCUCAGACUCGUCCCUCCUUGAAGAGAGGCCCCAGUCUCGACGACCGUCUCGCCAAACUCAAGUUAACAUGGUCAAAAAACCUCAGGAUCCCAUCACAUUUCUAGCAGGACUGAAUGUAUCGAUCCAACAUAUAGCUACGAUUGCUCAAGAGAUUAUCUCUCUGUACUCCCUAUGGGACCGAUACAGAGAAGAUAGUUCCCCAGACGCUGGCUCCUCUUCGAAACAUCUCCACCAACAACGACAGCAAAACGUGCACGGAUCUUCGCCGUUUAAUAACAUAAAUAGCCCAUCGAAACGCUCGACUGCGAGCCUCGGCACUCCUGAGAAGGACGAUAUGUUUGGUGAUGGAAGCAGUAGCGGUGGUGGGUACGGAAGUCCUGAUACGGAGAAUGUAGUGACACAGGGUUUUUUGACGAAGUUGUUGAUUAGGAUGAGGGAACAAAGGGUGGCUGAUUUGGCACAUCCGGCGAGUGGGAAGCCUGUUGUGGUUAACAAAAUGCUGGAGAGGACGCAAGCGGCUGGAUAGGCGAAAAAAUAAUGUUGUUAUUAUUUACAUUAGCAAAAACCGUUCCGUAUACAACAACCUCAUAGGUUCGCAUUACGAACAAAUGGUAUCUGGAAACCGGAAACCAACGCUCUCGCACGA
Marasmius oreades (fairy-ring Marasmius) is the source of this 1400-nucleotide messenger RNA. RefSeq lists its product as uncharacterized. Bases 339 to 1280 code for a protein of 313 amino acids. The record is from RefSeq and is a predicted model, not a curated record. Gene Ontology annotation, cellular component: nucleus; mediator complex. Gene Ontology annotation, molecular function: cyclin-dependent protein serine/threonine kinase regulator activity. Lineage: Eukaryota; Fungi; Basidiomycota; Agaricomycetes; Agaricales; Marasmiaceae. Gene Ontology annotation, biological process: positive regulation of transcription by RNA polymerase II. The transcript is spliced from 6 exons.